UGGUGAGGACGAGGAGUGGACACCUGCUGAGCGAGGGACAUCAAGAUAUGAAGAUGACACAUCUUCUGAAAGUGAGGUAGAAGAGGAGAAGGAGGAUGAGCAACAAGUUAGCUCGUCAUCUGGUCAUACCAGACAAAUGUAUUUCAAAGUGGACCCUCAUUUUAAAGGACAGCUUGGACAACAUCCACAAGUUCCUGAGGAUGCAGUCACUACAGCUCAGCUUAGGCCAAUUGAUUAUUUUGAAGCCUACAUAAAUGAAGAUUUUUUGAUAAAAAUAACUAAUGCUACAAAUCAACGUUAUGUUGCUGAAAAUGGUAUAUCUCUAGGUGUGACCAAAAAGGAAAUGUCAGUUUUUAUAGGGAUAAAUUUUGUGAUGUCUGUAAUAGGGAUGCCUAGAAUUAGAAUGUAUUGGGAGAGGUAUACUAGAAUAGAUUUAAUUUGUAGAAAUAUGACCAGAGAUAGGUACUUCAAAAUUAGAAGCAAUCUGAAAGUUGUUGAUGACAAUAUGAUUACUGUAGCUUCAAGAAAGUGUGAUAGAUUAUGGAAGAUAAGGCCAAUUUUGGACAGUGUUCGCUCAAGAUGUUUAGAGUUACCUAGACCAGGUAAAGUAAGCGUAGAUGAGUCCAUGAUACCUUUUCGGGGUAAGUGUAGUCUGAGACAGCAUGUGCCAGGUAAGCCUAAUCCAGAUGGUUUGAAAUGCUUUGUUUUAGCUACUCCUAAUGGCACUGUUUUAGAUUUUGAGAUAUUUACAGGUAAAGAACCUCUCACUGAAAUCGUUAGGGAACAUGGUGUGUUGCCAGACAGGAACGUUGGUAUUGGAGAAGCUGCUGUUCUGAGGUUUGUCAGAAGCGUUGAUCCUGGAACUAUCAUGUACUUUGAUAGAUAUUUCACAUCUCCAGCCUUACUUUUAGAGCUGAUCAAGCAUAACUUACAUGGUACAGGUACUAUAAAAAAGAACAUGCUUCCUAAGGGUGCCAAACUCAAGUCUGAGAAAGAGAUGGCAAAACUAGGUAGAGGAGCUACCUACAACCAAGUGAGAUCUGAUGGUGCCUAUGCCAUAACACAGUGGCAUGAUAAGAAAGUAGUUCUCAUGGCUUCUACUAUCCAUUCAACUGAACCUCAAGAUGAAUGCAAGAGGUGGUCUAAAAAGGAAAAUAAGCACAUAAAGGUGAACAGACCUGCAGCAGUUAGGGAGUAUAAUGUUGCUAUGGGAGGAGUUGAUGUUCAUGAUCAGAUAUUAUCUUACUAUAGGAGUUCUUCUAAGACAAAUAAGUGGACAGUCCGCUGCAUUCUACACUUUCUUGAUGUAGCAACAAGUAAUGCCUGGAUGGAAUACAAAGUCAGCUGUGGUGAACUUAAGAAGUAUCUAGAUUUUAAAAUGUCACUAGCUAUUCAGUUAAUUGAUGGUGCCCUUUGGUCAAAUGCAGGUCAACAGCAGGGCCCAAGUGAUAAUCAUGAUGAAGAGGAUGAACCAAAUUGUUCAGCUGAGAUGCCAGUGGAAAAACGCCAGAGGUCACAGCCACUCCCCAGCAAAGAUUUCAGAACCAAUGAAGCCAAGCACAUGCCACUUGCACUUCCACCCAACUCAGAGUUCAAAAGGUGCAGAAAUCCUGGGUGUAUGGAAAAAUGUAGAAUUAUGUGUUCCUCCUGUGAAGUAUUUUUGUGCUUAACUUCAGGAAGAAAUUGUUUCAUUGCCUUUCACUCCCCUUAGUAGUCAGGUUUAUA
Messenger RNA from Macrobrachium nipponense, 1725 nucleotides. Its product is annotated as piggyBac transposable element-derived protein 3-like. The record is from RefSeq and is a predicted model, not a curated record. The transcript has a single exon. Lineage: Eukaryota; Metazoa; Arthropoda; Malacostraca; Decapoda; Palaemonidae. The coding region runs from base 137 to 1711 and encodes 524 amino acids.